UAUAUACACAUAAAGAGCUAUUUAGAAAUAGGGGGACUUUGAAAUAAUUGUAUUUUCCCUUCUUCCAUGACGAAGCUGCUUUUGGGGGAGUGAAUUGCUGUUGUUGCCCUGCCUGGCAAGCCUCACCUUCCUUCCCCCAUCCGCGAGAACAGUGCAUAACUGUGUACAUCAUCUUAGCAUAAUGGCAAAUGAAUCUCUUGAAAAUGAUGGAGGGACCGGUUCGAGAAAUUCAAGAAAUAUAAAUUUCACAUCAUCUGUGGAUCUCAGCACGUCAGUGGAAUCGAGUGUUCAGACUCGAAUAUUUAAAAUAAUUGUAAUCGGGGAUUCAAAUGUAGGGAAGACCUGCUUAACCUUCCGCUUCACCGGUGGGAGCUUUCCAGAGAAGACCGAGGCGACAAUCGGUGUGGAUUUCAGGGAGAAAGCAGUGGAAAUAGAGGGCGAAAAAAUAAAGGUGCAGGUGUGGGACACUGCAGGACAGGAACGCUUCAGGAAGAGCAUGGUAGAACACUACUACCGCAAUGUGCACGCUGUCGUUUUCGUUUACGAUGUCACUAAGAUGAACUCAUUCCAGAACCUGAAGAUGUGGAUCCAGGAGUGCAACGGGCACCGUGUCUCACCCACUGUGCCUCGGGUACUGGUGGGCAACAAGUGUGACCUGGUUAGUCAGAUACAAGUGCCCUCCAACACUGCCCUCAAGUUUGCAGACGCCCACAACAUGCUGCUGUUUGAGACCUCGGCCAAGGACCCAAAGGAGAGCCAAAACGUGGACUCCAUUUUCAUGUGCCUUGCAUGUCGGCUGAAGGCCCAGAAGUCCCUGCUGUACAGGGAUGUGGAGAGGGAGGACGGAAGGGUUAGGCUUUCACAAGAGACAAAUAUUAAUAAGAGCAUCUGCCCUUGCUGAGGGAAAUACUGUGACUCUCCUCCACUCUGCAAUGAUUCCUCCUCUCCUUUUAAUACUGCUGUGGCUUGAAUGGAAGAAUUGAACAUAAACAACAUAAGAAGAAGGUAGUGUUCUAAUGUUAACAUUUCCUGGAGGAAUGUGCGUGCAGUUAUUUCCAUUUUUUUAUUGAACGGUCUAAUACGGUAUUGUGGUCUGUCUGUAUACACCUCUUUUGCUUUACUCUCUUUCUUUGAUAUAUUAUCAUUAUCACAUUCUGUGUUUCCUCCUAAUAAUGGCCUUAAGGCAAGAGAUGUUAUCCAAUGGUGUGUUUGUAAAAUAUGUUUAUGUAUUUUGAGUUGUACAUAUCUGUAUAUUUUUGCUGUCAGUAUUAUUGUUUCAUGCCAUAUACAUCUGUGUAACAUGAUUGCCACAUUCUCACAAAGGGACUUUCAUGAAGACUAUUCCAUGUCAGACUAUUUGGGUAUACCAGUCAAAAUUUGACACAUCUAUUCAUUCCAGGGUUCUUUAUUAUUACCAUGUUUUACAUUGUAGAAUAAUAGGGAAGACAUCAAAACUAUGAAAUAACACAUAUGGAAUCAUGUAGUAACUAAAAAAGUGUUAAACAUAUCAAAAUAUAUUUUAGAUUCUUCAAAGUAGCCACUCUUAGCCUUGAUGACAGCUUUGCACUCUUGGCAUUCUCUCAAUGUAUCUAUACAAUCAGAGGAAGAGGCGAAGCGAGAGAAAAAAAUUGGUCUUCCCCAUCAGGAGUUUUUGUAUGGAGGUCAAUGGGAUUGUGUAAUUCAGUCAACAAAAAAAUGGAAUGGCUUAUUUGCUAUGCGAGGCAUAUUUAAUUGAAUAGAAGUUUUGUAAUGCUUAGGUUGUUAUGAGUGUACUAAUAAGUAGGACACGUGACUACUUUGAGAAAAACAACUUUAUAUCGGAGUUGUGCCUGUUGUUCACAUGGUCAGUGCUAUGCGGGAUCCUUAGGACUUCCCUACCCUUUACCCAUACCAUUUUAAAUGUUAACUUCAAUGGGGCAGGGACGUCCCAAGGAUCCCAGAUAUUAUAGAUUUGUUUUGGUGGGCAUUACCUUUUUCUCAUUUCUUAAUCCCCACGAUGCAUAUCAAAGUAGUGAAGGUAUACGCUGUAUCAAUGAAUAAGGCUGAUGAAACAGAUCAAAAUGUUUAGCUUAAAAUGUUGAUAAAGUAUUAUUGCUUCACAUUUUAAGCGCAGCAAUGUAAACACGGUGGUAGGCCGAGCGGUUUCAUAGACUUUGAGAUGGAAAUAUCCAUUCGAAAUUUUGAAAGAUGGGAGAUGUAAAGAUGCAACAAAUAUCAUGGAUUACUAAUAUGACUAGGAUAAUGCCUUUAGCUGCUAGAUAAUGAAAGAAAGUCGUUUUGAAAACCAAUAGAACUGAAAACCAAUAGAACAGGAGAGUGCAUAUGAGGAAGUCUUUAUAAAAUAAUUGCCUCCACGUUUCUAUGGUGGGAUUUUGGCUAUAAGCUGCUUUGAAGCAAGGUAAGACAUGCCUCAUAAUAGGAAGUAAAAUGUCCAGGUUUCAAACAAUUAAGGAACAGCAGAUGGAAAGGCUUUGCCAAGUACCUUCUCAAUUAAAUGUUAGCUAGCUACAAAGUAGCCUAUGCCUACCCGGAAGAAUGUUAUCAUGAUUAUUUGCAUCAAUCCAGUGGCCAUUUGUUUUGCAAACGCCAUGUGUGCUACAGAAACACUGCUAACCAAACAACAGUGCUAGGUGCCUGCUCAGUUGAAUUAAAGUCUAACUACACUCAAAAAUCUAAAUGUCUUAGAUUUUUACCAGACCUCAAACGUGGUCUGAUGUGGUUUAAGCAUUGUUGUUAACUUAGAACAUCCAAUUUUGUUGUUUUCUAUUAAAAAACCUAUAAAAAAAUAUGAGAUUUC
Messenger RNA from Oncorhynchus nerka (sockeye salmon), 2797 nucleotides. RefSeq names its product ras-related protein Rab-33A-like. Gene Ontology annotation, biological process: Rab protein signal transduction. Bases 182 to 901 code for a protein of 239 amino acids. The record is from RefSeq and is a predicted model, not a curated record. Gene Ontology annotation, molecular function: GTPase activity; GTP binding. The transcript is spliced from 2 exons. Lineage: Eukaryota; Metazoa; Chordata; Actinopteri; Salmoniformes; Salmonidae.